CGUGUGUACAACAUACUAAUUCGUUGUGACUUACAGACUCUCUGUUCUCUCUCUUUACCUAACAAAAAAAAACCCAAAAUUAGUACAAAAUUUAGUGAAAAUUCUCUAUGGAUUGGGUUCGAGGUGAAGCUGUUGGUCAUGGAAGUUUUGGAAAAGUCAAUCUUGCAAUACCUAGAAAACAAAGUGCUCAAUUUUUUCCAUCAAUGGUAGUAAAAUCAUGUGGGGUUUAUCACUCUGCUUCGCUCGUGAACGAGAAGAAAAUUUUGGAAGAACUUAAUGGAUGCCCAGAAAUUAUAUGUUGUUUCGGUGAGAGUUAUUCGUAUGAAAACGGCAAAAAUUUGUACAAUGUGUUGUUGGAGUAUGCUUCUGGAGGUUCGUUAGCCGAAAAGGUUAGGAAAUCGGAGAGUAAUAAGUUGUCGGAAUUUGAAGUUAGUGGAUACACAAUGGGUAUACUUAAAGGGCUACAAUAUAUACAUGAAAGUGGGUACGCUCAUUGUGAUAUUAAGCUUGAAAAUAUUCUUUUAGGUGAAGAUGGUAAAGUGAAAAUUGCGGAUUUUGGACUGGCAAAUAGAAUUGGAACGAAGAAAGAUGAUGAUUCGCGAUGUGAAUUGAGGGGUACCCCGUUGUACAUGUCCCCGGAGGUGGUCAAUGGAGGUGAUCAGGGUACUCCGGCAGAUAUAUGGGCACUUGGAUGUGUAGUGGCUGAGAUGGUUGCUGGAGUUCCAGCAUGGAAAUUUUCGGGUGUUACAGAGCUGUUAAUGGCAAUUGGAGUUGAAAAUCAGUUGCCUGAAAUUCCUGGGGAAUUAUCAGAAGAAGGAAAAGAUUUUGUUGGAAAAUGCUUUGUAAAAGAUCCAAGUAAGAGAUGGACGGCUGAGAUGCUACUAAAACAUCCCUUUGUUGCAGAUCAUGAUCAUGAUAGUGUUACAUUCAAUGAAGAAAUCGAGAAUGGAAUUCCAUCAAUAUCUCCUAGAUGUCCCUUUGAUUUUCCUGAUUGGGUAUCUGAUGAAUAUGAUCAAACAUCGGUAACAUGUUCAAUUACUUUUUUGCCCUCGCCGGAAAAUCAAGAAAAGCUGAAUUUGAGCAGUGGGUCAUGGUUCACUUCCCCAGCCGAGAGGCUCCGGGCGCUGGUAAGUGAAUUUGGACCUGACUCUGAUUGGUAUUCUGCUGAUGACUGGAUUACUGUUAGGUGAUUUCAACUUAUGCAAUUAAUUUCAACUUAUGCAAUUAAUUAUGAACAAGGUAGAAGAGAAAAGCCAGAACCAGAAGCAGAUAUUCCAGAUUUUUGAGGAUGUCUUUUAGGGGUCUGGUUUCUCAUUUUAGUGAUUAGGCACUUAGAAUGGUCCAAUUCUUUUUACUUGUAGUGUACAUUGAAUUGUUUUCCUCAUAAAUUACAUUAGGUUCUGAAUUUUUAUCAAGACAUCUGAUUUGCUUUCAACUAAGUGUACAAUGUUAGAUUAUAGUCCUAAUGAUUAAUUUCAUGAAAUGGGAAUUGCAGAAUGGCACUUUUAGAUA
Messenger RNA from Capsicum annuum, 1512 nucleotides. Its product is annotated as mitogen-activated protein kinase kinase kinase 20. Gene Ontology annotation, biological process: protein phosphorylation. The coding region runs from base 108 to 1190 and encodes 360 amino acids. The transcript has a single exon. The record is from RefSeq and is a predicted model, not a curated record. Gene Ontology annotation, molecular function: protein kinase activity; ATP binding. Lineage: Eukaryota; Viridiplantae; Streptophyta; Magnoliopsida; Solanales; Solanaceae.